Microsporum canis CBS 113480 is the source of this 1431-nucleotide messenger RNA. Its product is annotated as histone acetyltransferase ESA1. Gene Ontology annotation, biological process: regulation of DNA-templated transcription. The transcript has 6 exons. NCBI's taxonomy places the organism in Eukaryota, Fungi, Ascomycota, Eurotiomycetes, Onygenales, Arthrodermataceae. The coding region runs from base 1 to 1431 and encodes 476 amino acids. Gene Ontology annotation, molecular function: histone acetyltransferase activity. The record is from RefSeq and is a predicted model, not a curated record.
AUGGGUGUCCCAGAUCGCCCUCAAGACGGCCUCGGAACGCCAGACCCUGCGGAUAGAGGUUUCGCCACCUUGAAUACCUUGAGCAUCGGUGUGAAGGUGUUUGUCAACAAGGAUGGAGAGCAAAGGAAAGCAGAGAUUCUUUCAAUAAGGCAGAAGAAAGGAGGUCCUACAUUCUAUGUUCACUAUGUUGACUUCAACAAGCGUCUUGAUGAAUGGAUCCCCGCGUCUAGAAUUGACCUUUCCAAAGAAGUUGAGUGGCCACAGCCCGAGAAACCUGAAAAGAAGAAAAUAUCAGGGGCUGCUGCCGCUGCUGCCGCCACCAAGGCCCAACCAAAAAAUCAUAAGCGUGGACAGCAUGGAAGCAGAGACGUCUCAUCAACUCCGGAUCUUCUAACCGGCAAGAAUCAGAACAUUGCAAAGACCCCCAGGCCUUCGAAAGCAGGCGGCAAGGAAAAUCAGGAAGAUGAAGGCAGUACACCCUUUGAGAUAUCUAUGCUAGGGAGUGAGGCGCCGUCCAUGAGUGGCACACCUCGAGUUCGCGAUGGAGAAUCAGAAGAUGUUGAGAUGACCGAUAUCCAAUCCGAAGUCGAAGCUAAGGCUGCCCUCAAAGAGGAACAAGAUAAGCUUGCUGCCGACACCACUCGGGAAGAUGAGAUUGAAAAGCUCAGAACUGGCGGAAGCAUGACACAAAAUCUAACUGAGAUCCAUCGUGUACGGAACUUAAGUAAGAUCCAGAUGGGUAAGUUCGAGAUCGAGCCGUGGUAUUUUUCGCCUUAUCCCACGUCCUUUAGUGAUGCCGAUAUGAUAUACAUCGACGAAUUCUGCCUCAGCUAUUUUGAUGAUGAGCGUGCAUUUCACAGGCAUCGAAGCAAAUGCUCUCUUCUACACCCACCAGGAAACGAGAUAUAUCGAGAUGACUAUGUAUCUUUUUUCGAAGUUGAUGGCAGGCGGCAACGAACAUGGUGCAGAAAUCUCUGCCUGCUCAGUAAGCUAUUUCUAGACCACAAAACGCUAUAUUACGAUGUGGACCCGUUCCUAUUCUAUUGUAUGACUACACGUGAUGCAAACGGAUGUCAUCUAGUCGGAUAUUUCUCUAAGGAAAAGGAGUCCGCAGAAGGAUACAACGUUGCGUGUAUCCUAACAUUACCUCAAUAUCAACGUCGUGGGUUUGGUCGACUUCUUAUUGCUUUCAGCUAUGAACUUAGCAAGCGAGAAGGGAAACUCGGGUCUCCUGAAAAACCUCUUAGUGACUUGGGCUUACUGAGUUACCGGCAAUAUUGGAGAGAAACACUUGUUGAACUCCUAGUUGAGCCUGGCCGAGAUGCAAUUAGCGAGAGUGAACUAGCUACUCUGAGUGCCAUGACUGAAAAGGAUUUUUCAAUGCUUCCAGUAGGACAUGGAACUGGUAAUGGGGUUCAAGCAUGGGACUAG